Emiliania huxleyi CCMP1516 is the source of this 1893-nucleotide messenger RNA. RefSeq lists its product as hypothetical. The record is from RefSeq and is a predicted model, not a curated record. The transcript is spliced from 5 exons. Bases 1 to 1893 code for a protein of 630 amino acids. NCBI's taxonomy places the organism in Eukaryota, Haptophyta, Isochrysidales, Noelaerhabdaceae. Gene Ontology annotation, biological process: proteolysis.
AUGGCCACGCCGUCCUGCUCCAUCGUCGUGACGGGGUUCGGCCCGUUCGCCGACGUCGAAGAGAACCCAACCGACUGGCUCGCGAGAGAGCUCGCCAGCGGCGCCGACGGCUGGCGGCUUCCGCACGGCGUCCCGCUCCGCUCAGCAGUGCUUGAGGUUUCGACCGAGGAUGUCGACGCGCAGCUGCAGCGGCUGCACAGCGGCGACGACUCCUCCGGCUGCGUCAUCUACGUGCACCUUGGCGUCGACGCGAGAGGGCGCGGCUUUGCACUCGAGCGCACCGGCGUCAACAACAUGACAUUUCGUGUGGCGGACGAGCGAGGCCGCCAGCCGACGGACGAGCCCAUCGACGCCGCGCCGGCCGCGCGUGGCGUGCGGGGCUGCCGCCGCAGCCCUCUGCCCCUCUCCUCUCUGCGGGAUGCGUUGGCUGCGAGGUCGGCCGAGGAGAUCCGAGUCUCGGACGACGCAGGCCGGUACCUGUGCAACUACACGCUGUACGAGUCGCUGCGGCUCUCGCACGCGCACAACAACAGCUCGGGCGCGCAGAGCACGCAGAGUCGGCACACCGCCCUGUUUGUCCACGUGCCUCCCUUCGAGGCGGUGCCGCGCCGCCGCCAGCUGGCGCUGCUGCAGCACCUGCUCGCCGAGCUGGCGGACGAGGCGCACCGCGGCGGCGGCGCGGCGAUGCUGCCCGCGUGCGGCGGGGCUGUGGAAGAGCUGAGCGAGGGCGAGAUGCUUCGCGCCGCGGCGGCGGCGGCUGCGCGCGGCGGCGGCGUGGCGGGGACGGCGGGCUCGCUGGGCGAAGACGACGAGGCGCGUUUGGACCAGGGCAGAGGCGAGGGCGGCGAGGGCGGCGCGGCUGCGGUGGGCUGUGCGGCGGUGCGGCGGUGCGGCGGCGUGGUCCCGAUCGGGGAGGCGGAGGAGGGCACUGUGGCGGUGGGCGAGGUGGAGGGAGUCGAAGUCCGGCUGUGGUACCGCACGUGGGGCAGCCGCGCCGCUGGCACCCCCGUGCUGUUUGUGCACGGAGGGCCCGGCAAUUGCGUCGCCGACUAUGCAGACAUCAACGGCGAGUUUUUCGACGCGGCGCGCUUCUUUGUGGUGGAGGUGGACCAGCGAGGCACGGGCAGGUCGACGCCGUCGGUGCGCGAGUCGGCGGCGCACAUGCGCAUCUACGGCGAGAUCAACAUCUCGCUGAUGAGCGCCGACUUCGAGGCGGUGAGGGAGGCGCGGGUCUGGAGCUUGCCGGCCGAGAUCGACGCCGUCUACUCGCGGGCGCCGUAUGCAGCCGCCGCCGAGGCCGAGGGCGAGGAGGCGGGCGCGCGCCGCCGGCUUCGAGAAUUUGACGCCUUUGCCGCGGCGGUGGGCGAGAGCGGCCACGACGCUCGCUUGCUGCUGGGCGAGUACGAUCGGCGCAUCCGCGCGGGCGACGCGGCGGCCACCUGGCACUGGCACGCUCGCACGCAGGUGGGCUGGCGCAGCGCGGUGCACGCGUUCGAGUGCAACCUGAUGGCGGAGUGCGAGUCGGAGCGGCGCGACGCGCGCAGCGUCGCCUUCUUCGAGGCGCGCCUCUUCCUGCGAGGUGCGUACGAGGCGCCGUGCAGGCUGCUCGAGCGGCUCUCGGGCGAGGCCGCGGCGGCGAUGGCGCGGAUGGACACUUGGGUGGUGCAGGGCACGGGCGACGCUGUCUGCCCAGAGGAGUUUGCGCGCGAGCUUGUGGCGCAGAUGCGAGCGAUCCGCGACGCACUAGAGCCGUCAGAGGACGGCGCGAAGGGUGCGGGGCUGCUCAGCACGCACUUCGUGGACGCGGGCCACAAGGCGGGCGCCGCGGGCAUCAAGGAGAAGCUCAUCGAGUGCGUGCACGACUAUCUGGACCGGGCGGGCGGCGGCAGCUGA